UGUCCAAGAGUUCAUGACCUUCACCAGCGCCUUGAUUGUGGAGCGUUCUGCACACGGCAGCCGAGCCUCAGUCAAAGAGCAAGGUGAAGUCCUGACCUGGGCCAUAACAUAUGGGGGGUGUUCUGAUUUGUUAUUGGAGGUCAUUCCUAUAAUUACUACCCUCCUCCCUCCAGAGUACCUGUGCCACGUGUAUGUGAGGAAUGACAGUCUGAGUGCAGUGGUGAUAGCAGACAGCGAGUACCCCCAAAGGGUCGCCUUCACACUACUAGACAAGGUGGGUAGAGAUGAUGUGCAGAGUGAUACUUUAUCCCCUUAGCAACAAGUGGAGAAUAUUACUCUCUGGUCUGGGUCUUGUGCGUCUCAAGGUUUCUUCCAGAGUUAUUGCUCCUCACCAGGCCCUUUCAGCUUUCUGUUUCAGCAUUUAAUGCAGGGGUUCUUAAAAUUUGUCCUCCAAAUUAAGAAGAAAUGGUGUAUGAUUAUAGAUGUAUUCUCAUAAUUCGCAACCCACCUCUCACAUGAGCAGGACCCACUUUGGGUCUCGACCCAUAGUUUAAGAAAUCCUGAUUUAAUGGUUUGAUGUUUGAUCAUGCAGGUGCUAGAGGAGUUCUCCAGACAAGUGGACAGCAUAGACUGGCCAUCUGGAAACCCCGAAACCAUCAACUACAAAGCUCUGGACAUCCACCUGGCCAAGUACCAGGUACACAUGGCAUCCUGUCUCUAAAAUGACACAUAACAAACAUUACACAUACAAUUAAAUAACAUUGAAGAACACUUGAAUAUCCAAGCCUACUUUGACUCAUGUUUCUUCUUGGAUGAUUGUGAUAGUUUGAGAGUCUGUGUUUUCUCCUCAGAACCCCAGAGAGGCAGAUGCUAUGACCAAAGUGCAGGCUGAACUGGACGAGACAAAGAUCAUUCUGGUGAGUCUCUUCAGUCGACACUCCCUGACACAACCACAUCUCUGAGAACCUCUCACAUAAUGGGCAAACUUGAGAUAAACUCAUAUAAUUGCCUUUAGCGUAAAUCAACUGUUUAUGUCAGUUGGCGAUUUGUGUGAAAAACUGGCUCUGCUCUAGAUUCUCAACCUUACUUUCUUUUGCUAUGGACUCUUAACAUGAUUUUCCCCAUAUAGGAAGCUGGAACUUGCACUACAUUUACAUUUACAUUUUAGUCAUUUAGUAGACGCUCUUAUCCAGAGCGACUUACAGGAGCAAUUAGGGUUAAGUGCCUUGCUCAAGGGCACAUUUACGUCAUUUAGCAGACGCUCUUAUCCAGAGCGACUUACAAAUUGGUGCAUUCACCCUUUAGCCAGUGGGAUAACCACUUUCCAAUUUUUUUUAUUAUUUUUUUAUUACCUUAUUUUUAAUUAUUAUUUCAUUUUUUUUUUCUUUAUUUUUAUUUCUUUAUUUUUUUUUAUUUUUUUUUUGGGGGGGGGGGGGGUAGAAGGAUUACUUUAUCCUAUCCCAGGUAUUCCUUAAAUUUUUUUUUUUUUUUUUGGGGGGGGGUAGAAGGAUUACUUUAUCCUAUCCCAGGUAUUCCACUACUGCAUGUCUAACACUGCUAGUGCCUGUGGUUGGUGUGAUGCUGUAUAUGAAGUGGGCUGUGGUGUGAUUGUCUCUGCAGCACAGCACCAUGGAGUCUCUGUUGGAAAGAGGGGAGAAGCUGGAUGAUCUGGUGCAGAAGUCUGAACACCUGGGGAACCAGUCUAAAGCAUUUUAUAAG
Molecule: messenger RNA, 1719 nt
Organism: Coregonus sp. 'balchen'
Lineage: Eukaryota; Metazoa; Chordata; Actinopteri; Salmoniformes; Salmonidae
Source: the annotation of a GenBank genome assembly